This is a messenger RNA of Benincasa hispida (wax gourd), 1851 nucleotides long. The record is from RefSeq and is a predicted model, not a curated record. NCBI's taxonomy places the organism in Eukaryota, Viridiplantae, Streptophyta, Magnoliopsida, Cucurbitales, Cucurbitaceae.
UUUACAUCUUCAAAGUACAAUUACCAAUAUUUUGUUGCAUUAUAUAGCCUUUGGCUUUGGACAUUUUUCCUUCCAUUCCCAUCUAUAAAAACCAAACCUUUCUUCUAUUUUCCAGAAAAUGACAUUGAAUUCUAUUUCUCCAUAGCCAUUUCAAGGUACAAUAACAUAACAACUUUCUUCUUCUUCUUCUUCUUCUUCUUCUUGCUUUUCACUCACUUUCUUGUUUUAUACGUUUUCUCUUUGCAUGAAUGUUUGGACUUUCUCUUUUGGAGUUUCUCUUUCUUUUUCCAAUGGUUGACAAAUAUUAGUCGCCAAAAAACUGACAUAAGCAAUGGCCGUUUUCUUCCUCUUGUCACAGUUUCUUCAUCAUUUUCCAAAUUAAGAAAGAGUUGGUUAGAGUUGUGCCAGAAUGUACAAAAGGACUUUAAAUAGCUGAAGGAAAGUUUCCAACUUUUAUUCCCCUAUUCAAAAAGCUUGAAAUAAGAUCAAUCUUUUUCGUUUUUCGUCAUCGGUUCGGAAUUUGAGCUGAUAAUGGAUCAUUUGAUCUGGAAUGGAUAUGGAUCAAGAGUUGCAAUGAAGACGACGACGACGACUUCGUCGUCGUUUUGGAGAAAUUACCAACAAGGAGUUGAAGAAAGGUUCAUGAUAUCCAACUCAGAUAAUUCCAACUUCUUCAACUCAGUUCAAGACUGCCCAAUUAAAGAAGCUGCAACUUCUUCAACUCUGGUAUCAAAAACAGGGGAAGCUUUGGUUAUGAGUCCUCCAUUGACAAACUUUACAACAUCCAGCAACAUGGAUGUUGUUGGCCUUGAAUCACAGCUCCUCCCCAGUUUCAACGGCGACAGAUCGGUGACGGUAACGACGUGCUCUCUCGAGUCAUUGGACUGUUUGCUUUCAGCUACAAACAGCAACACAGACACAUCAGUUGAAGAUGAUGGAUCAGUUUCAAUGAUGCUAACAGAUUACACCAAUUUAUGGAACUUUGGAGGCAAUGCAGCAGCAUCUUCAAGAGAAUCUGAAAAGAAUGGUUCAAAUUCUACAAAGAGAAGCCAUGAACAAACUCAUUCCAAAGCUGCAGAUUACUCUAUUUUCUCAAAUAACAUCAUAAAUCUAUCUGAUUCCACUUCAGACAGUGGAGGAUUUAGGAUCAUAACAGAUCAGAAUCUGCCAAAACAGAAGAAACCCAGAUCAGAAAAGCCACCGAGUUCAUCAAACAUCAAUUUUCAACAAUCAUGUUUAUCAGGAUCUUCUUGUAUUGAUCAAGAGCCUGAUCCAGAGGCCAUUGCACAAAUGAAAGAGAUGAUCUACAGAGCAGCAGCUUUCAGGCCAGUGAAUUUGGGGUUAGAAAUGAUAGAAAAGCCUAAAAGGAAGAAUGUGAGAAUUUCAACAGACCCACAAACUGUAGCAGCAAGGCAAAGGAGAGAAAGAAUCAGUGAGAGAAUUAGGGUUUUGCAAAGGCUUGUUCCUGGUGGAAGCAAAAUGGAUACAGCAUCAAUGCUUGAUGAAGCUGCAAAUUAUCUCAAAUUCUUGAAGUCUCAGAUCAAAGCUUUAGAGAAUCUUGGGCAAAAGCUUGAGUCUUUGAAUUGCCCUCCAACUAGCAUAGCUUUCUCUUUCAACCCAUCUUUUCCCAUACAAUCAUCAUCAUCAUCCUCCCAUAAUAAUUUCACACUCCUAAAUCCCAACCAUCUUAUUAACCAAUAUCCCCAAAACUAAUCUUUCUUCCUCAAAAAAACUGUCCUCAAGAUUACUCAACUUUUGAUCAACUGAUGUAGCUCAAAUUUAUUGGUUCAUGUUUCAAUCUUCAAUGUCUCUCUCUCUCAACACAAAUCAAUAAAUUCACAUUGCACCCAA